AGAAAAGACAUCCCCCACGAGAGAAUUGGGCGAGUCCGGGUAAAGCAGAGCAGCCGUGUAUGUGUCGUAUAUCAUGCAAAAUGAGGAACCAGCGUUGCAUGAAGAAGUUGUUUAUCCUGAUCUCUGAAUAUAUUUUAAAACAGAACUUCCUUCAAAAAUACUUUUUAGUUGUGUAGUCCUUUCAAUAGUUUAAUGUUCAGACUGAAUACGGUUGCUUAUACCAUCUCAAGGAACAGAGGAAGAGGACAUUGAUCGAGCAGCCAGACAGCAGACAGACAUCUUGAGGAGAGCGGAAGGGGACCUGCAGCCAGACAGACAGACAUCUUGAGGAGAGCGGAAGGGGACCUGCAGCCAGACAGACAGCAGACAGACAUCUUGAGGAGAGUGGAAGGGGACCUGCAGCCAGACACAGCAGACAGACAUUUUGAGGAGAGCGGAAGGGGACCUGCAGCCAGACAGACAGACAUCUUUAGGAGAGCGGAAGGGGACCUGCAGCCAGACACAGCAGACAGACAUCUUGAGGAGAGCGGAAGGGGACCUGCAGCCAGCCAGACAGCAGACAGACAUCUUGAGGAGAGCAGAAGGGGACCUGCAACCAGACAGACAGUAGACAGACAUCUUGAGGAGAGCAGAAGGGGGACCUGCAGUCCUGCAUGGUGGAGAUUAGGUUCAAAGACUAGCAGCCCAGUAGACCUUCACCGUAAUUUAACUAGGAAAGACCCUUGAGGUUCUAAACUUUGUUGCAGAGAGCUCGUCAUGGGGAAACAGAACAGCAAACUGCGUCCUGAAGUGCUGAACGACCUGCGCGAGAACACAGAGUUUUCUGACCACGAGCUUCAGGAAUGGUACAGAGGCUUCCUCAAAGACUGCCCCACGGGCCACCUGACCGUCGAAGAGUUCAAGAAGAUCUACGCCAACUUCUUCCCGUAUGGCGACGCUUCCAAGUUCGCCGAGCACGUGUUCCGGACAUUCGACACCAACGGCGACGCCACCAUUGACUUCCGGGAGUUCAUCAUUGCGCUGAGCGUUACGUCGCGCGGCGGCCUGGAGCAGAAGCUGCGCUGGGCCUUCAGUAUGUAUGACCUGGACGGGAACGGUUACAUCAGCCGGGCUGAGAUGCUGGAGAUUGUACAGGCCAUCUACAAGAUGGUGUCCUCAGUGAUGAAGAUGCCAGAAGAUGAGUCGACGCCAGAGAAACGGACAGAUAAAAUCUUCAGACAGAUGGACGUAGACAAAGACGGCAAACUCUCUCUGGAGGAGUUCAUCAAAGGUGCCAAGAGUGACCCUUCCAUCGUCCGGCUCCUGCAAUCUGACCAGGGGACCUCUCGCCAGUUCUGAAGACACACACACACACAUAGUUCUGAAGACAGAAAAGUGGAGAUCACUGUAUCAUCCCCCAUCCAACACACACACACAUAUGAGAAAGAGGUGGAAGAGGCACAGUUGUCAUUACAAUAUCCAUAUCAGGCAGCCAUUUUGUAUUCUCUCAUUCCAUGUCUUGUUGUUUACAUCAUCAUCAGUAGUUCCCUAGCCUGAUCCCAGAUCUGUUUGUUCUCUCUAUUGCAUGGAGUUGGCUAGACAGAACAGAUCUGGGACCAGGAUAGCAGUUUCCAAUAUCCCAAUGCAGCGGUUUCAUGCAUUCUACAGCGAUAUAUGUUUUCCAUCAUGAAACAAAUUUUACACCCACAGUACCACUGAAGACUUAUGACAUUUCCUUGCAAAUGUUUUACUUAACGUUUUAUUUUUGCUUGCCGUACUUUAGUCAAGGUGACGUGCCAUAUCUAAAUAUUUGUACUGAAUGUAUUAUUACACUAAGUAUUAUGACUUUUCCCCCUGAUGUGUCACAGUAAGAAGAAAUCAACCAAAACCAAUAUUUUGUACGUCAACCUGGAGCGGCAGGUAGCCUAACAAUUAAGAGCGUUGGGACAGUAACUGAAGGGUUGCUGGUUUGAAUCACCGAGCUGACUAGGUAAAAAACAAAAUCUGUCGAUGUGCCCUUGAGCAAGACACUUAUCCCUAAUUAUCUGCUAAAUUACUAACAUGUAAAAACCAUGGGUCGUCUCAUUGUGACCUUUGCUCUAAAUGUAAUAUUAGUUAGGCACAUUCAAAAAUGUUUUUCACUAUAUACCGUUUCUGCAGCACAGAAAUUUUGAAAAUGAAUGUUUUAAUACCCAGCUGUACAGAAAGUUCCAGUGAUGUAUUAAAACCAGUAUCUUGUAAUGUUUUGCAGUCACUGGUUUGUUUAGCUCCACAGGGCUUGCCAACAGAGUGGAUUAUCCCAGGUCCCAAUAAGCACACUGUGGGGACCCUGACCCCGAAAACGUGUUGUUUUUAGCCUGCUGCUCCAGAAGCACAUCAGAAAUAAAAAAACGAAUGCAA
Oncorhynchus keta (chum salmon) is the source of this 2379-nucleotide messenger RNA. Its product is annotated as hippocalcin-like protein 1. NCBI's taxonomy places the organism in Eukaryota, Metazoa, Chordata, Actinopteri, Salmoniformes, Salmonidae. The transcript is spliced from 4 exons. Bases 757 to 1338 code for a protein of 193 amino acids. Gene Ontology annotation, molecular function: calcium ion binding. The record is from RefSeq and is a predicted model, not a curated record.